Molecule: messenger RNA, 3390 nt
Organism: Alosa alosa (allis shad)
Lineage: Eukaryota; Metazoa; Chordata; Actinopteri; Clupeiformes; Clupeidae
Product: dual specificity tyrosine-phosphorylation-regulated kinase 4-like
Exons: 14
Coding region: 72-2078 (668 amino acids)
Biological process (GO): peptidyl-serine phosphorylation; peptidyl-threonine phosphorylation
Cellular component (GO): nucleus
Molecular function (GO): ATP binding; protein serine/threonine/tyrosine kinase activity; protein serine/threonine kinase activity
Source: RefSeq, a predicted model, not a curated record
UUGUAGCUUUAUCGCUUUCAUGAGCAAGAUUACUCUCAUAUGCCGAAUAAGACUUCUCUUCUAAGGCAAACAUGAGUUCUGGGAAUCUUGGGGAACGACCCCCAAAUAGACGUAAAACUGCAAGAAAGCCGAAAGAACGAGACAACGGCCUGCCAGUUCUGAGCAAGCCGGAUGAGUGUCCCCCGGGUCCCAAACCCCACGGUGGAACUUCAGGGACUGCCUUGCAUGUGAUAUCUGGGGAAGGGCUUCGAUCGAGCAAACCCCAGAAAUCUGGUAUACGCAUGGUAUCUGGUAGACCCUACCAGCAGCACCAUCUUGGCACAUUUCCUCAUCUGGAGAAUAAGCCAGUGUGUCGUAACCCCCUGAAGACCAGCAGCCAUAAGGACAUCCUGCCCCGUAUUGCUCCUGUUAUCCACAAUACUCCUCCUGUGAUCCCGCCACCCAGCGAUGACGAUAGGCCUCGGACCUCGAAAUUCAGGUCCAAAGUGGAGAAUCUGCCAGAAUGCGUCAACAGUAGGACAAGUGCAGGACACUACAAUGGAGCAAAGUCACUGCCCCUAACACCAAGAGAGGCACUGAAAAUAUUCAGGGAUAAGCUGUCGGAGUUUGAGCAGGAAGAGAUCAUCAACUUUCCGGAGAUCUACUUCCUUGGUCUCGAUGCCCAGAAGAUCGAAGCAAUUAAAGGGGCUCCCCAAAACAAUGGCUUUGAUGAUGAGAAUGGCAUGUACAUCAAGGUUUUGCAUGACCACCUUCAAUACCGCUAUGAAGUUCUGGAGGUAAUUGGAAAGGGAUCAUUUGGUCAAGUCCUGAAAUGUAUGGAUCAUAAGACCAAAGAACUGGUUGCUGUUAAGAUUCUUCUCAACAAAAGAAGAUUCAAGCAACAAGGCCUGGUGGAGCUCAAGAUCUUGGAUCGGUUGCGCAAGAAAGAUCGGAACAACCACUUCAAUGUCAUCCACAUGAAGGAGUGCUUUAUGUUCCGUGACCACCUAUGCAUCACCUUUGAGCUCCAGGGAGAUAACCUCCAUGAGACUAUGAAGAAGAACCGCUAUAAGGGCUUCAGCCAAGCCACAGUGCGUCGCUUCACUCACUCCAUCCUUAAGUGCCUGCAGAUGCUUCAUCAUGAGAAGAUAAUCCACUGUGACCUAAAGCCGGAGAACAUCGUUGUUACCCAGAACGGCUCGCAGAACAUCAAAGUGAUCGAUUUUGGAUCUAGUUGCUUCGAUCAUGAGAGAGUGUACUCUUACAUCCAGAGCCGCUUCUACCGCUCCCCUGAGAUCAUCCUGGGCUGCAGCUAUGGCAUAGAGAUUGAUAUGUGGAGCCUUGGCUGCAUCAUUGCGGAGCUGUACACCGGCGUGCCACUCUUUCCUGGAGAGAAUGAGAAGGACCAGCUUGCCCUCAUCAUAGAGGUGCUGGGAGUGCCUCCGGAGGAGAUGCUUCAGACUGCGCCUAGGAUGAAAAAGUUUUUUGAGCCUAAUGGCAAACCAAGGCCCUACACUAAUACCAAGGGCAAGACCAGAAAAACUGGAUCCAAAGAUCUGGCCAGCAUUCUGAAGACCUCUGAUCCACUCUUUCUGGACUUCAUCAGGGGCUGCCUUGCCUGGGACCCAACUAAGCGCAUGACUCCGGAUGAGGCCCUUCAGCAUGAUUGGUUUGCUGAGGCCAAAAACAGGUGUCACACAAGGAUCCGUACCUCUAGGAAGACAGUUGAGGUCAACACCCCUCCCCAGUCCCCCAAGCAGGCGGCCGAGAAAUCCAUCCCUCUGGUGGCCGGGAAGUCCAUCAAGCAGGUGGCCGAGAGGUCAAUCACGGUGGCCGAUAAGUUUCACCGACUCUACUCUGCUAAGUCCUACAAGCAGGGCCAAGCAGGAAAGACCGAUAGGCAGAGCCCCGGGAGAGACAAGCUGGCUUCUCUGGACCACCAAUCUGUACCAGGUGCGACGGCCUGGAAGUAUGCAGCGGAGGGAGCAAUCAAGGUCCCCAGCAGUGGUGGCAGCAGGUGCAAGGUGGCCAAACCAAAGUCAGCCCAAAUUAUCAUCCCCCAUGGAUGCCACAACCCUUACUUCAGACCUGGAUCUUAAACAGGUCUGGCCCCGCCUCAACUGAGAGGCAACAACUAGGGCUGUUUUGAGGGUGGUUUUAAGGUGGUAUUGAUUUGCUCAUCCUUCUCGUGUGUAUCCUUACAUUCUUGACGCUAAGGGCCGGAUCCACCCAAACUUCAGGAAUAUUUGGACAUACAGGAGGUAUUGACAACUUAACAGCUAAGUUACCCCUUGCCCUCAAACUGAUGCCCUUCAUUAGGCCUACUGGCUAUAGGGUCAAGGAUGAUGCUUGAUUUGUGUGUGUCUGUGUGUGUGUGUGGUGAGGAAAUGACAGUGCUAUCACACCACUGAGGUUGAGUAACCUCCUGGCACACCUCAGCUCCCAAAUUAAAAAAGUGCUCACCUUUAAAUGUUAAAGACCAAAAACAUGUCAAUUGGUAAACUGGUGGACCAUGCUGAAUGACAACUUUGCAAUGGUUCGUAGGAAAUUAAUUGGAUAUACACUUUGGAUAUUCGGCCACCCCUUUCUAAAUUUCUUACUAUGCUCCCAAUGUAGCAUUUUAGUAGACUAGUCAUUGUAUUUGACAUCUUGAAGAUAUUAUAUUGCAAGUAUAUUGGUGCUCCUAAGAUGAAAUAUUUACUGCAGACACACCUUUGUAAAGUAUUUCAGCCUGCAUAUAUUACACAGCCUGAAUUAAAUCACUGAGCUGUAUUUCUAACCUCUACAUUUGCAUGAAUGUACUUGUCCAUCUGUUAUUAACACCCAAGGGAGCAGAUGUCAACCCUUAACUUUCUCACUGUAAUUCUGUCAUUUGUUGCCACUUUGCAAUGAUUCUUCUAUUGGAUAAAUAAUUUAACCAAACCUUCCUACCAUGCACCUAAAGCAGAAUUAUAACAUUGAGUGCGGAUCACUUAAAGGGAUCUACGCACCUUUGUAACAUAAUUAAGUCUUCCUUUAUCACUCAUUCUCUGAAUUGACCACUGAACCACUGAGUCCGAAUCAUUGUUUUUGACGUACGCACCUUUGGUUUAUAUUAUCAAAAAUAACAUAGAAUAAUAAUUAAUCGACCUCUAAAACUGAGCUUUGCAUGGAUAUAUUUGAACAUCUAUUAUUUAAACAUGGGAGUAGAUCUUAUCCCUCAUAUACUCAUCUAGUCACAGUAAUUCUCUACCAAAGAUGCAGAGAGUACUGCCUAAAAUUCCAGAUUGAUCAUGAUUUGUUUUGAAGUGUGAUGGCUCCAUCUAGUAGAAAUGUUCCUGACCUGAGUGAUUGUGACGUGAUAUGAUAUCAUAAGCAAGCAGCAUCAUUGACCUUAAGCUUUUACCAAACCAUCAUUAUAGACACAAUUGG